AUGACCACUGACACGGGUACCGGCACUGAAACCGGUACCAACGGUGACAAUGACACCGACACUGACACCGAUAUUAACACGGGCACCGACACUGACAUCGGUACCGGCAUCAGCACUGAUCCUGACAUCGGUACCGGCACCAGCACUGACACGGGUACCGGCACUGAAACCGGUACCAACGGUGACAAUGACACCGACACUGACACCGAUAUUAACACGGGCACCGACACUGACAUCGGUACCGGCAUCAGCACUGAUCCUGACAUCGGUACCGGCACCAGCACUGACACGGGUACCGGCACUGAAACCGGUACCAACGGUGACAAUGACACCGACACUGACACCGAUAUUAACACGGGCACCGACACUGACAUCGGUACCGGCAUCAGCACUGAUCCUGACAUCGGUACCGGCACCAGCACUGACACGGGUACCGGCACUGAAACCGGUACCAACGGUGACAAUGACACCGACACUGACACCGAUAUUAACACGGGCACCGACACUGACAUCGGUACCGGCAUCAGCACUGAUCCUGACAUCGGUACCGGCACCAGCACUGACACGGGUACCGGCACUGAAACCGGUACCAACGGUGACAAUGACACCGACACUGACACCGAUAUUAACACGGGCACCGACACUGACAUCGGUACCGGCAUCAGCACUGAUCCUGACAUCGGUACCGGCACCAGCACUGACACGGGUACCGGCACUGAAACCGGUACCAACGGUGACAAUGACACCGACACUGACACCGAUAUUAACACGGGCACCGACACUGACAUCGGUACCGGCAUCAGCACUGAUCCUGACAUCGGUACCGGCACCAGCACUGACACGGGUACCGGCACUGAAACCGGUACCAACGGUGACAAUGACACCGACACUGACACCGAUAUUAACACGGGCACCGACACUGACAUCGGUACCGGCAUCAGCACUGAUCCUGACAUCGGUACCGGCACCAGCACUGACACGGGUACCGGCACUGAAACCGGUACCAACGGUGACAAUGACACCGACACUGACACCGAUAUUAACACGGGCACCGACACUGACAUCGGUACCGGCAUCAGCACUGACCCUGACAUCGGUACCGGCACCAGCACUGACACGGGUACCGGCACUGAAACCGGUACCAACGGUGACAAUGACACCGACACUGACACCGAUAUUAACACGGGCACCGACACUGACAUCGGUACCGGCAUCAGCACUGACCCUGACAUCGGUACCGGCACCAGCACUGACACGGGUACCGGCACUGAAACCGGUACCAACGGUGACAAUGACACCGACACUGACACCGAUAUUAACACGGGCACCGACACUGACAUCGGUACCGGCAUCAGCACUGACCCUGACAUCGGUACCGGCACCAGCACUGACACGGGUACCGGCACUGAAACCGGUACCAACGGUGACAAUGACACCGACACUGACACCGAUAUUAACACGGGCACCGACACUGACAUCGGUACCGGCAUCAGCACUGACCCUGACAUCGGUACCGGCACCAGCACUGACACGGGUACCGGCACUGAAACCGGUACCAACGGUGACAAUGACACCGACACUGACACCGAUAUUAACACGGGCACCGACACUGACAUCGGUACCGGCAUCAGCACUGAUCCUGACAUCGGUACCGGCACCAGCACUGACACGGGUACCGGCACUGAAACCGGUACCAACGGUGACAAUGACACCGACACUGACACCGAUAUUAACACGGACACUGACACGGGCACCGAUACUGCCGCCGGCACCGGCACCAGCACUGACACCGGGCUGGGAACUAUCAAGGCGAGUGUGAAGUUGUGCACAGCCACGGCCUUCCUCUCGCUCACCGCCAAGGCUCUGGCCACGGCUGCGCACCCCUGGACAGCACCUCUGGAGGGGCAGGGGGCCCUGUCUCCACGGGUCUCAGCCCUACAGAGGGGGGUAGGAGGAGCCCCAGAAACAGGCUCCUGCCUUGAGGGUGCCACAGAAGAUGCUGGAGAGGGGGUGCUGGCCUUUGGCGAUGCCCCCUCUCCAUCCCAGCACUGUGACAGCAAGCAGAACUGGGCAUGA
Ficedula albicollis (Collared flycatcher) is the source of this 2076-nucleotide messenger RNA. RefSeq names its product putative per-hexamer repeat protein 5. NCBI's taxonomy places the organism in Eukaryota, Metazoa, Chordata, Aves, Passeriformes, Muscicapidae. The record is from RefSeq and is a predicted model, not a curated record. The coding region runs from base 1 to 2076 and encodes 691 amino acids. The transcript has 5 exons.